This is a messenger RNA of Selaginella moellendorffii, 1154 nucleotides long. RefSeq names its product ethylene-responsive transcription factor 9-like. NCBI's taxonomy places the organism in Eukaryota, Viridiplantae, Streptophyta, Lycopodiopsida, Selaginellales, Selaginellaceae. The coding region runs from base 365 to 1051 and encodes 228 amino acids. Gene Ontology annotation, biological process: regulation of DNA-templated transcription. Gene Ontology annotation, molecular function: DNA binding; DNA-binding transcription factor activity. The transcript has a single exon. The record is from RefSeq and is a predicted model, not a curated record.
CUUUCUCUCUCGUAUAGCCGACUCUAGAGCUCCGAGAGAUCGUUUAAAUGUGUAUGGCGGCUGGGUAGAUUGGAUAGAACGAGGGCCUAUUUUCCUCUUGUUCUAGGCGGAGGCGGCGGCUAGGCGGCGAGGGAUCUCUCUCCCGAUAUAUAGUCUAGGAAAUCUUCCCUCCUCUUCCACUCUCUCGCGAUCUUUCUUUGUUUCCCGGCGGAAUUUGCAGCCGAUCGAUCGAUCUCUUGGCUCCUCCUCCUCCACUCUCUCGCGAUCUUUCUUUGUUUCCCGGCGAAAUUUCGAGUCGAUUGAUCGAUCUGUUCGCGUUCUUGUGAAUAUUUCGGGGCGGAAAAUCUCCAUCGGACGAUCGACAAUGGCACCUCCUCGUGCCGGCAGCAACGAUCGAUCAUCGUCCCCGGGCGGCGGCGGCGGCGGCGCCGAGCAGCACUUUCGGGGCGUGCGGAAGCGGCCGUGGGGGCGCUACGCGGCGGAGAUUAGGGAUCCAUGGAAGAAGACGCGGGUGUGGCUGGGGACGUUCGACACCGCGGAGCAAGCCGCCAGGGCCUACGACAAGGCCGCAUUCUCGCUGCGCGGUGUCAAGGCCAAGACGAAUUUCCCGUGCGUCGGCAGCGGCGAUCCGCAAGAGGAGCGCCAGGAUCGCCGCCAGGAUCGCCGCCAGGAGGAGGAGGCGGCGGACGAGGAGCAUCAGCGGCACCGACACAAGCGGCGGCAGAUCGCCGGUGUGAAAUCGCCGCCAUCGCCGCCGUCCCCAGUGUCGGUCGUGGACGAUUCUAGAUCCCGCGCCGCCGUGGCGGCGGCGGCGGCGGUGGCGUCCAAGACGAUCGUCACGUCUCUCAAGCACUACUUGCUCGCCGCCGCCCAGGACAAUCGAGGUGGUCACAGCAGUGGCGGCGACUCCUCUUCCUCCAGCUCCGGAUCGUCGAGCUCGGGCACGGAAUCGACCGAGGAGGACGAUCAAAUCUCUUCCUGCCCCAAAUGGAACAGUAGGCCCUUCUGGGAUCUCAAUUUGCAUCCAUGGGAGCAGCGAGUUCGUGCGUGAGCUCCGCCGAAUUUUUUUUUUUUUUUUGUUCUUCCAGUUCCAGUUUUUCUUUUGCUUGUAAAAAAGGUAAAGCUAAAUAGAAAAAACGGAUAUUCGUAAGGAA